Molecule: messenger RNA, 1097 nt
Organism: Rhinichthys klamathensis goyatoka
Lineage: Eukaryota; Metazoa; Chordata; Actinopteri; Cypriniformes; Leuciscidae
Gene: arl14ep
Product: ADP-ribosylation factor-like 14 effector protein
Exons: 5
Coding region: 99-791 (230 amino acids)
Cellular component (GO): intracellular membrane-bounded organelle
Source: RefSeq, a predicted model, not a curated record
GGUGAGAUACGCGUUUUACCGCUCACUCCAUGUGAAAAUGAUUUUGGUUUGUGUGGAGCAAUAACAGGCUUCUACAUUUUUAUCACGAAUACAGAACCAUGCCGAUCUCCUGUUCAGCUAUUGAUUGCUCAAACCGGUUUGUUAAAGGGUCAGAGAUCCGGUUCUAUAGGUUUCCAAUCAGCAAGCCUCAGCUGGCCGAGCAAUGGGUUCGAAGCCUCGGGAGAAAGAACUUUGUUCCCACUCAAAACUCCUGUUUGUGCUCGGAGCAUUUUCAGCCUGACUGCUUCCGUGAUUAUAAUGGAAAACUGUUUCUUAGAGAGGAUGCUGUGCCGACUAUUUUCAACUCUGGAGGAGAUGGUACAAAGAUUGAGUUACGGAAAAACAGGGGAGGAUUAGUGGCAAAGGAUGUAAAUGAUUCCAGUCGAUUCAGUUCACUUUCUGAUAAAGACAGAGCCAAACAAAUCACAAAGGACAGAAGACAACCCAUAAGAGACUCCAGCCUGAAGGGCAGAGGUAUAAAUGACCGGAGACGUGCUGGGAUAAAGCUCUCAUCAAGUGACAGACAGUCCCUGUCUCUCAAGAGUAAAGUGUAUGACAACAAAGGCUUGCUGAUCUCAUGUGGGAGGGAUCUGUGUGACUGUCUGGAUGUAGACUGCAUGGGUUGCUUCUACCCAUGUCCCGAGUGCGGCUCUCGGAAGUGCGGUGUGGAGUGCCGCUGUGACCGGAAAUGGUUGUACGAGCAGGUGGAGGUAGAAGGGGGAGAGAUUAUUCGCAACAAGUUUGCCAAUUAGAUAACCUGUUGGAAGAUAGAGAAGACGACAUCACUUCUGCCUCUGAGCGUAAAGGGACUGACACUGGCUUUGUAUAUGGACAUUGCAGAAGUACUUGCUUAAUUCAGUGCAUUUUUUAUUGUUUUUAAAUGUAAAAGUUUAAUAUAGAAUGUUAUCUUAUAUUUUUGCUUUUUUCCAUACCAUCACAAAUGUAAAUUUCUUUAAUUUCCAGUUCUUUGGUUAUGCUGUAAUGCUGUGGCUGUUUUUUUCCCUUGAAAUUUUCUUUUACAUUUACAAAAAUAAAAGCUGAGUGCUUUAGUGCAAAUG